AUGUAUCAUAUGGUAGUAUACGAUGAGUACAAUCGACGAAACGCUAUGCGAAUCGAGCGCCGGCGUCUUCGUGAUGCUCAAGAUCCGUUCGAAAUGCCGGAUGAGCAAUUUCGUGCGGUUUAUCGAUUUACUCGGGAGUGUGCCUUUAAACUAAUCGAAGAAAUGAGCCCUCAUAUGGCAAAAGGGCAGAGAAAAACUUUUGUGCCUAUCCCUUUAAAGAUUUGCACCGCCCUCCAUUUCUUUGCAACGGGCUCGUUUCAAAGAGAUGUAGGGCAAGAUUUUACAGCUGCUCUUAGCCGAACGAUGGUAUCACGGUCAGUAAAAGAGGUGUCCACCGUUCUACAAAAUAAAUUGAUGCCAAAGUGGAUCCAGUUUCCAACUGAAGAAGAAUACGAAGCCAUAAAACUAAGGUUUUUUGAAGAAACUGGAUUUCCAGGAGUCAUCGGUGCGGUGGAUUGCACCCACAUCCGAAUCAAAAGGCCGGAUGCCGAAAUUGAAAGUGCUUACCUCAACCGGAAAAGUUAUCAUUCAAAAAACGUGCAGUUGAUAUGCGACUACCAAUUGAAAAUUCUGGGGGGAUUUGCGUGGUUUGGUGGGGCUUCACAUGACGCCUACAUUUGGGAAGCGUCGAGGAUAAAUGCAUUGCUGGAACAACGUUAUGAAAGUAACGGCCGCAACCACGAUUCAUGGUUGUUGGGUGAUUCUGGUUACCCUUUGCGUCCAUGGAUAAUGACACCAUAUCGCUCAGCAACUAGCCGAGAUGAAAUUAACUACAACAAAAUACAUUCAAAGGCCCGAAAUUGCAUCGAGCGUCUGAAUGGCAAUAUAAAGUCAGUGUUUCGGUGCCUUCAGCGCACGUUAUUCAGCUCGCCGCAGGAUGCAGGAACGAUUAUAAAUGCUGUUUGUGUUUUGCAUAAUUUUAGAAAAGGUCACGGAAUAAGCGAUGACUCUAUUUUUGAUAUUCCUAUCAACAUAGACGAAGACAUAAGAGAUCCUGAGGAGCCAAACGUUUUCCUAAGAGAGGCUGUAAAUAUACGUAACAGAAUUAAAAGAAGUAUUUCUUAG
This is a messenger RNA of Episyrphus balteatus (marmalade hoverfly), 1065 nucleotides long. RefSeq names its product putative nuclease HARBI1. The record is from RefSeq and is a predicted model, not a curated record. NCBI's taxonomy places the organism in Eukaryota, Metazoa, Arthropoda, Insecta, Diptera, Syrphidae. The transcript has 4 exons. Bases 1 to 1065 code for a protein of 354 amino acids.